Molecule: messenger RNA, 1956 nt
Organism: Osmerus eperlanus (European smelt)
Lineage: Eukaryota; Metazoa; Chordata; Actinopteri; Osmeriformes; Osmeridae
Gene: pln1
Product: phospholamban
Exons: 4
Coding region: 698-865 (55 amino acids)
Biological process (GO): negative regulation of heart rate; negative regulation of ATPase-coupled calcium transmembrane transporter activity; negative regulation of calcium ion import into sarcoplasmic reticulum
Cellular component (GO): sarcoplasmic reticulum; membrane
Molecular function (GO): ATPase inhibitor activity
Source: RefSeq, a predicted model, not a curated record
AUUCCUUUAUUUUCCUUCUCAGUAGUGAUGCUGAUCCUGGACCCCCCUGCAUUUCUCCUCUUAGGUGUACCAGUUUCUCAGCCAGCUCCUUGCUAUCCUGUUGCACUCGCUCCGUUGACAGACCCUAACCCUACCCUGCGGCACCGCCGGAAUCAGGCCCCCGUCUUCCUGCGCCAACGACUGGAGCCGACACGCUGGUCUGAGCGUCUGGGUCCAGACCAGAACCUCGCCUGACACACAGGCAGUCCACACCAGACUAACCAUUUCAGACCAGACCAGACCAGUACUUCACCCUCACCAACAGCCAGACCAGGACUCUGGGACCAGCUCGCCCAUCGCAGACCUCCAGCCAUCAAGCCAGCAGCCAAGCCAGGAGCAGCAGGCAUUAAGCAGCCUCUCCACCUUCCUCCUCCAACUCUCCACCUCCUGUCCUCUAAAGCAGGUCACCCGGAUCUCUGGUCCUCCUCCCUCACCCCCCCCAGACUCCACCUCGGCCCUCCCGCUUCCCCUGACACGCCUGCGCCGACCUCCCGCCGCCACCAGAGGGGGCUGCCGCACCUGCUCUCUCACCAGCGAGCGUAGCCCAGGCCGUCCCCACAGGCCUUCACCACCUACGACCCCCCCCCCCCCCCCCCCCCCCUGCUACGAGCAUCCCGCUACGUGAACCACCCCCCCUCCAGCCCGGCAGCCAGACCACAUGGAGAAGGUGCAGCACAUGACCCGCUCGGCCUUCAGGCGGGCGUCCAUGGCGGUGGAGGUUCCUCCGCAGGCCAGGCAGAACAUGCAGGAGCUCUUCGUCAACUUCUGCCUCAUCCUCAUCUGCCUGCUGCUCAUCUACAUCAUCGUCCUGCUCAUACCACUGUAGCUGAACCAAUGACCAUCUAUCCAUCCAUGCACCAAUCUUCUGCCCCAUAGAGUACCGUCCCGUCAGGAUGCAAAUGACACAAUGCCGUCUCAAUCUGCUGCUCGACUUCCUGGUCACGCUUGUGCGAACCGUGACCUCACAUCCAGUGAUGUCAUAUCCUUGAUGUAGCUGCAACUAGCCUAACCAGUAAUCAGCUCCAGCCCACAUAUGGAACAGUGGAGGAGCACAGAUUACACAACGUCAGAGUCUAGAGCUGUUUCGGGGUUUCAAACAGCUGUGUGACAAUAAGUAGCAACACAGUUCAUCAUCUUCUGCUAGCUAGCACACACGGCAUGCAUGACUGCUACAUUGCUAAUGCAAAGCCAGCAUCACCCUGUCACAAUGAUGUCACACAUUCUAAUUCUCUGUGCUGUAGCACACGGUGAUGUCACAUUUUGAUGUCACACACUGAUUUGGACACGAUCGAAUGAUUCCUUGGGUCACACACACUGAUGUUGAUGUCCUUGUGCAGUCCGUCACACACUGAUGUCACACACGCUGACGAUAUCAAAACUACUAUAUUGCCGAAUAUAAGGCUAAAGCUAGGCUGAAUAUAUCAAGGUUGAGACAACAAUGUCACCACAACGCAGGAGUUUGGAUUUCAUGGGACCAGAGAGAAUUUGUCUCCAAUAGCAACAGAUACUGUUGUUACAGAAUUUGCCCCAACAGUAACAACAGUAGCUAACUGUUAGGGUUAGCUACUAUUAGUGUUUCCAGUUCAAUUCUACAUAAAGACAACCAAGUAUGUGGACAUAAAGCCACUUAGAGACAAAAUUUUGCUUAUUUUGUCAUCCAGUUGGGCAUUCCAUGCAUAUUUAUCCAUUCCAAUUUACUUAAGCAAAAUACACAAAGGCUCAUGGGUAACUGUGUCUCACCCUUCACAUAUUGUUCCAAUAAAGCAGGAAGUCACAUCCCUAGUCCACUCUGGAACUACAGCGAUACUACAAUUCCCAGAAGCAACAGUUUGACAUUUCCAUCUUUCUGCGUUCCUCAAUUGCUGUAAGACACUAACAAAUAAAAAGACUGGAUCAUAGUUAAGAUUUACAACGUGA